Molecule: messenger RNA, 1542 nt
Organism: Lepidothrix coronata (blue-crowned manakin)
Lineage: Eukaryota; Metazoa; Chordata; Aves; Passeriformes; Pipridae
Gene: JMJD6
Product: arginine demethylase and lysine hydroxylase
Exons: 7
Coding region: 132-1376 (414 amino acids)
Biological process (GO): phagocytosis
Cellular component (GO): cytoplasm; nucleus
Molecular function (GO): P-TEFb complex binding; histone H4R3 demethylase activity
Source: RefSeq, a predicted model, not a curated record
GGGCCGCGGUCACAGCGGCGGCACCGGGUGAAAUUUCUGGAAGGUGCGGCCGGAACGGGGCCGGCACCGGGAGCGGGAUCCGGGGAAGGUGACGGCGGGUGGUGACGGCCCCCAGCACCGCCGCCGCCGUCAUGAACCACAAGAGCAAGAAGCGGAUCCGCGAGGCGAAGCGCAGCGCCCGCCCGGAGCUGAAGGACUCGCUGGACUGGACCCGCCACAACUACUGCGAGACCUUCCCCCUGAGCCCCGCCGCCUGCAAGGAUAACGUGGAGAGGGCAGAUGCGCUCCAGCUGACGGUGGAGGAGUUUGUUGAGCGCUAUGAAAAGCCUUACAAGCCCGUGGUGUUGCUGAACGCCCAGGUGGGCUGGUCUGCCCAGGAGAAGUGGACGCUGGAGCGGCUGAAACGCAAAUACAGGAACCAGAAGUUCAAGUGUGGGGAGGACAAUGACGGUUACUCUGUGAAGAUGAAGAUGAAGUACUACAUAGAGUACAUGGAAACCACACGUGAUGACAGCCCCCUGUACAUCUUUGACAGCAGUUAUGGGGAGCACCCCAAGCGCAGGAAACUCCUGGAGGACUAUAAAGUACCCAAAUUCUUCACCGAUGAUCUCUUUCAGUAUGCAGGGGAGAAACGGCGGCCACCCUACAGAUGGUUUGUGAUGGGCCCACCUCGAUCUGGAACAGGAAUUCACAUCGAUCCCUUGGGAACUAGUGCGUGGAAUGCCUUAGUCCAGGGACAUAAACGUUGGUGCCUGUUCCCAACCAGCACUCCCAGAGAGCUCAUCAAAGUGACUCGAGAAGAGGGAGGGAACCAGCAGGACGAGGCAAUCACUUGGUUCAACGUCAUCUAUCCUCGGACACAGCUUCCCACCUGGCCCCCCGAAUUCAAACCCCUGGAAGUCUUACAGAAACCAGGCGAGACAGUCUUUGUGCCAGGUGGCUGGUGGCAUGUUGUUCUCAACCUUGACACGACUAUUGCCAUCACACAAAACUUUGCCAGCUGUACCAACUUCCCCGUGGUGUGGCACAAGACGGUGAGAGGGAGACCCAAACUGUCACGGAAAUGGUACAGGAUCCUAAAGCAGGAACAUCCUGACUUGGCAGCCUUGGCUGAUUCAGUUGACCUGCAGGAAUCUACUGGUAUUGCUUCCGACAGUUCGAGUGAUUCUUCCAGUUCCUCAAGUUCCAGCUCCUCAGACUCUGAUUCAGAGUGUGACUCUGGCUCCGAGACAGAGGGGAUGAUGCACCGGAGGAAAAAGCGGAGGACGUGCAGCAUGAUGGGGAACGGGGACACAACCUCCCAGGACGACUGUGUGAGCAAAGAGCGCAGCUCCUCCAGGAUUAGGGAAUCUUGCGGAGGCCGCAGCUACCCCUGAGAGAUAACACCACCCGAUCGAAGCUCCGUUAGCAGCCAGCCAGCUCUGUUCUACCCCCUCCUGCUUCUGUUUCUCACAGUCCUUACGUUUUUGUCACUCUUCCUCGAUCCAGACAUCUGUCUUCGUUAUGUGCUGUCCAAGGUUGGCUCCUGAGUAGCUUGUAGGG